AUGGGUGCUUACAGGGCUGAUGAUGACUAUGAUUAUCUAUACAAGGUAGUUUUAAUAGGUGAUUCUGGUGUUGGAAAAUCCAAUCUUUUAUCAAGAUUUACAAGAAAUGAAUUCAGUUUGGAAUCCAAAUCCACCAUUGGUGUUGAAUUUGCCACUCGUAGUAUCCAUGUUGAUGAUAAAGUUGUCAAGGCUCAGAUUUGGGACACUGCUGGACAAGAAAGAUACCGUGCAAUUACCAGUGCAUACUAUCGAGGAGCCGUUGGUGCCUUGCUUGUCUACGAUGUUACUCGACAUGUCACAUUUGAGAAUGUGGAGAGAUGGCUAAAGGAGCUUCGUGAUCAUACUGAUUCCAACAUUGUGAUUAUGCUUGUGGGAAACAAGGCAGAUUUGCGUCAUUUGCGUGCAGUUACAACUGAGGAUGCCACUGCAUUUGCCGAGAGAGAGAAUACUUUUUUCAUGGAGACCUCUGCUCUAGAGUCCUUGAAUGUUGAAAACGCAUUCACUGAAGUGCUCACUCAGAUUUAUCAUGUAGUCAGCCGGAAGGCUCUUGAUGUUGGGGAUGACCCUGCAGCCUUGCCAAAGGGACAGACUAUUAAUGUUGGCAAAGAUGAUGUAUCAGCUGUGAAAAAGGUUGGAUGCUGCUCCGCAUAG
This is a messenger RNA of Dovyalis caffra, 651 nucleotides long. Lineage: Eukaryota; Viridiplantae; Streptophyta; Magnoliopsida; Malpighiales; Salicaceae. The record is from the annotation of a GenBank genome assembly.